AAGGGUUGUUAUUCUGCGUCACUGAAACGAGACGGCAUGAAGGACUGACACCUUCGCAGCAAAACCAGACCGCUGCAUGAGGGAAUACUGGGAAUACAAGGAUACUGGGAAUAUCUGCACCAUUACCUGAAACUGAAUCCACAACCAGAUGAGAAAUUAAAAAGAAUAAAGAAUACAGAUCGAAGGAACUGUCAGUCACAGGGAGUGACUCCCAGCUACUCGUCUCCGUGUUCAGCUUGACUCUGAGAUAAAAUGGCGUCCAAGUUAGAGGAAGAUCUGUGCUGUCCGGUCUGUCUUGAGCUCUUUAAAGAUCCAGUCAUCCUGUCCUGCUGCCACAGCUUCUGUAGAGAGUGCGUGGAGGAAUCUUGGAAGGAGAAGAAGAACAAGGAGUGUCCGGUUUGUAAGAGGAGACAGUCAAAGGAAUUAAUACCUCCUACCUUUGCUUUAAAGAACCUGAGUGAGAGUUUUCUGCAGGAGAGAGAUCAGAGAGCUUCAGAGGAUCUCUGCAGUCUGCACUCUGAGAAACUCAAACUCUUCUGUCUGGACCAUCAGGAGCCGGUGUGUCUCGUCUGCAGAGAUUCACAAAAACACAGCAAACACACAAUCAGACCCAUCGAUGAAGCUGCUCACGAUCACAAGAAGAAACUUCAGGAAACUCUGGAGCCGGUAAAGAAGAAGUUAAAUGUUUUUAAAGGAGUUAAAGUGGAGUUUGAUCAAACAGCAGAACACAUUCAGGUCCAAGCCCGACACACAGAGAGGCAGAUUAAGGAGCAGUUUAAGAAGCUUCACCAGUUUCUAGAAGAGGAAGAGGAGGCCAGGCUGUGUGCACUGAGGGAGGAAGAGGAGCAGAAGAAUCAGAGGAUGAAGGAGGAGGUGGAGGCUCUGAGCAGAGAGAUAGCAGCUCUUUCACACACAGUCAGAGCCACAGAGGACGAGCUGAGAGCUGCAGACGUCUCAUUCCUGAAAAACUACAAGGCUGCAGUGGAAAGAGUCCAGCAGCGCCCCCUGCUAGAGGAUCCACAGCUGCCCUCAGGAGCUCUGAUAGACCAGGCCAAACACCUGGGCAACCUGAGCUUCAACAUCUGGAACAAGAUGAAGGACAUGGUCUCCUACACUCCGGUCAUUCUGGACCCAAACACUGCUCAUCCAGACUUCAUCUUGUCUGAAGAUCUAACCUGUGUGAGAGAAGGAGAGGAGCAGCAGCUUCCUGAUAAUCCAGAGAGGUUUGAUUUGUUCUGCUCUGUCCUGGGCUCUGAGGGCUUUAACUCAGGGACUCACAGCUGGGACGUCCAGGUUGGAGACAGUACAGACUGGGAACUGGGUGUGUCAGCAGAGUCUGUACAGAGGAAGGGAAAAAAACUGUCUGGAUUAUGGUUCAUAUGGUUCACUGAUGGUAAAUACAAAGCAUUCUCCUCAUCACGUCCAGACACUGUUCUCUCAGUGAAGAAGAAGCCUCAGAGGAUCAGAAUGACUCUGGACUGUAACAGAGGAAAGCUGUCCUUCUCUGAACCUGAUACUAACACACACAUACACACCUUCACACACACUUUCACUGAGAGGAUGUUUCCAAUCAUUAGCACUGGGGAGAAACUCCCACUGAAGAUUUUACCAGAGAAGAUCUCUGUGACUGUGUCGUCCUGAUUUCGCUGGUUGUCACAGAGCUCA
Labrus bergylta (ballan wrasse) is the source of this 1665-nucleotide messenger RNA. RefSeq names its product nuclear factor 7, ovary-like. Gene Ontology annotation, cellular component: cytoplasm. Gene Ontology annotation, biological process: protein ubiquitination. The record is from RefSeq and is a predicted model, not a curated record. NCBI's taxonomy places the organism in Eukaryota, Metazoa, Chordata, Actinopteri, Labriformes, Labridae. Gene Ontology annotation, molecular function: zinc ion binding; ubiquitin protein ligase activity; protein binding.